Molecule: messenger RNA, 2029 nt
Organism: Pseudoliparis swirei
Lineage: Eukaryota; Metazoa; Chordata; Actinopteri; Perciformes; Liparidae
Product: trithorax group protein osa-like
Exons: 4
Coding region: 25-1920 (631 amino acids)
Source: RefSeq, a predicted model, not a curated record
AGCUGAUUAGCUUGAGAUCCCAAAAUGUCUUUUGGGUUUUGUAUGAGAGUGCUUGUCUCACUGUUGACGUUUGGGCAGCAUGCAAAUGGACUUGGCAACAGACGUGGAGGCUCCGGUGGCGGUAUGCCCCUCAUUGAUUACACAAAACAUCUGGGACUAAUUUUUGCAGCUGACUUUGAGAGCUCUGCACAGGCUGGAGGGAUUCUAGGUAGUUCUUCAUUCAGUCACCGUGCAGGUGGGCAAGUGGAUAGGUACAGUCCAGAGGGAAGUGUUUCUAGUUAUGAGUCCGGCUCGCUGAACAUUCGGAAUCCCAAACAAAACUCCCAGCAGCGUCAAACUGACCCCGAUACAGAUGGUGUCAUCCACACCAAAGCUGGCGCGUUGGAUUUGGUCUCGCCCCAGAAUAGAAAAAGAUUUGAGUCUGGUGUUGCUUCAAGAGAGGGAGUUGUUAUGCAAGUUCCCCCUUUCAAGCAACAGCCAUCUGGCUUCCGGCCCCAGCAGACUGGCUACCCUACCCCGCCCGUCUACCGGCCCCAGCAGACUGGCUACCCUACCCCGCCCAUCUACCGGCCCCAGCAGACUGGCUACCCUACCCCGCCCAUCUACCGGCCCCAGCAGACCGGCUACCCUACCCCGCCCAUCUACCGGCCCAAGCCCCAGCAGACUGGCUACCCUACCCCGCCCAUCUACCGGCCCCAGCAGACCGGCUACCCUACCCCGCCCAUCUACCGGCCCAAGCCCCAGCAGACUGGCUACCCUACCCCGCCCAUCUACCGGCCCCAGCAGACCGGCUACCCUACCCCGCCCAUCUACCGGCCCCAGCAGACCGGCUACCCUACCCCGCCCAUCUACCGGCCAAAGCCCCAGCAGACCGGCUACCCUACCCCAUCCGGCUACCGGCCCCAGCAGUCUAGCAGCCCUACCCCGCCCGUCUACCGGCCCAAGCCCCAGCAGACUGGCUACCCGUCCCCGCCCAUCUACCGACCCCAGGAGACCGGCUAUCCGUCCCCAUCCGGCUACAAGCCACAAAUGUGGAAACCCACGCAGAACUCUCCGCAGCCUUCUCAAACUGACCCCGACGCAAAUGGUGUCACCCUGAAGGCUGGAAUGUUGGAUUCUGUCUCACCCCAUAUCGGAAAAAGAUUUGAAUCUGGGAUUAUUUCAAGUCAGGGUAUAAUAAUGCAUGCUGGUCGUCCGCCCCCUUUUGAGCUCCAGCCAUCUGUCUACCAGCUCCAGCAAGUGGGGAUUCAAAUGAAACCCGCCAUUUGGGAGUACUUUUCUCCCAGUGGCGUGGUCUCUGGUCCCAACGUGCAGGCCGGCUCCUCGUACAGGCAGCAGCGUGUGGGGAUGCAAAGAGAACCCGCCAUGAGGGAGGUAUCUUCUCCCGUUGGAGGGGUUUCUGGUCCCAAUGUGCAGGCCGGCUCCUCGUACAGGCAGCAUGUGGGGAUGCAAAGAGAACCCGCCAUGAGGGAGGUAUCUUCUCCCGCUGGAGGGGUUUCUGGUCCCAAUGUGCAGGCCGGCUCCUCGUACAGGCAGCAUGUGGGGAGUCGAAUGAAACCCGCCAUGUGGGAGUUAUCUUCUCCCGUUGGAGGGGUUUCUGGGCCUGAUGUGCAGGCCGGCUCCUCGUACAGGCAGCAGCGUGUGGGGAUGCAAAGAGAACCCGCCAUGUGGGAGUUAUCUUCUCCCGUUGGAGGGGUUUCUGGGCCUGAUGUGCAGGCCGGCUCCUCGUACAGGCAGCGUGUGGGGAUGCAAAGAGAACCCGCCAUGAGGGAGAUAUCUUCUCCCGAUGGCGUGGUUUCUGGUCCUGAUGUCGAGCCUGCCAACGUAAACGUACAAAUGACUGUUCCUCCAAGAACGAGACAAAUUCCAAUGUCGUCCCCACACCGGCCCAGGUGGCAGCGGUCACUGGUUCCUGUGUAAAACUGCAACCAUUGACUUGAAGGAUCGCCACUGUUCCUGACCACAUUCUGUAAGCGGUCUGUCCUGGCAACCCUUUUUAUAAAAUUCAAUAAAGUACUUGGAACUGAAA